Molecule: messenger RNA, 1400 nt
Organism: Ostrea edulis (European flat oyster)
Lineage: Eukaryota; Metazoa; Mollusca; Bivalvia; Ostreida; Ostreidae
Exons: 5
Coding region: 99-782 (227 amino acids)
Source: RefSeq, a predicted model, not a curated record
CCAGGAAGGUGGGGUCAAUUUGCAAUGGUGUCUAUAUAAAUAGCGCUAGCUCACUUUUAACAAACUAAUGGAAUUUCGUAUACCACAAGAAAUUGAAAAUGUCGUGUAUUUCCGGUGUGUUGAUUUCGCUGGGUCUGGUUGCAGUUUUGACUACAGAUAUCGGAUAUGGACAUGAAGAUAAUUGGCAACUAAUAUUUCAUGCAGUUAAAGGUAAUGGUCAAUCUGUCCUCAACGCCUGGAACACAAAGGCUCCACCCCAAUGUACUCCUAAUAAUGGCUGCCUUCCUCCGGGUUUUAAGCUGGAUCACUGGAGGGAUAAUGCAAAACAUCUACGAAGUCCUCUUAUUGAUCAGUGGGAGUCACUCAGUAUUAAGAAGAUCAGAGUGGAGCUUGGUGGGCAGGGGAAAACAUUAGCAUUCUUGGAAUUUGAUGGAAGUGGAAGCAACGACAAAGACUGGUUUAGCAAGUCCAGACUUCUCCAUAGUAGUUGGGCCGAUCUCAAGACCGCCAAAACAAACCACUUUUCUAUAAGAGGAGACGAAAGAGAUAGAAAUCCUAUAAAAAGGCACUUCUUUGUUAAUCAACGUUAUGCCGGAUGUCCUAAUGAUUUUGGAUGGUUCGUAGUCUUAGACAGAACCAAUGAAGUAUGUUCAUGGGCAAAGAAAGGAAAAGCACCAGCGUUUUUGUAUAGCAGGGGCUCACAAGUUGUAAAUUGGAACCAAAGUAAGCGGUUCUUAAAAUAUUAUGGUUUCAUUAGAUUCCAUUGCUGUUAUCUUUUGUGAAUGUAUCAAAGAGGAACAGCCGUUGAUGUAUUUGUAAAAAAUUCAUGGAGUUAUACGUCUUUUUAUUUCCUCGACUAUAAGGAUUUUAUUCUGUUGAUCAUUCGAAUUAGUGUUUCUGAUCAAUUACAAUAUCAAUGAACAUUGAUGAUUAAAGGAUAAUAAUAAAGCCAAAUAAUACGUUCAAUAUUAAGAAAUGCACUGCCAUGAUUAGGAAUCAGGUAAGUUUUAUCAAUAAUUUGGUAUGUUGGAUUACUGUUGUCGAUAAUUUGGUAUAUAGCAAUUUUGAUAUUGAUCACUGUUCGUUUCUCUAUUUCUUCACGUCAUAAUUUAGUUCUAUUUAAACCCCAGCAUCCCUUUGUAUUCCGAAUUGGUUUUGACGGUGCUAUCAUAUCUUAAUAUAUUUUUGCACACAAUGUAACAGUAGAACUUUAAUAAAUUUGCUUUCUUUUCAGGUCCAGGAGUUGCCGAUGUGAUGAACGUAUAUAUCCAAGCACUAUAGCUUUCGUUGACUAAACCUUAUAAGUCUUACUAAUAAUGUAUUUGUAAAAGUAUGUUAAUUCGUAAAUGUUCCUUAACAAUAGUGAAGAGAAAAUUGCAAUAAAAAUGUUUCAAAUGUAA